This is a messenger RNA of Phacochoerus africanus (Common warthog), 4027 nucleotides long. RefSeq names its product OFD1 centriole and centriolar satellite protein (gene OFD1). Gene Ontology annotation, molecular function: protein binding. Gene Ontology annotation, biological process: epithelial cilium movement involved in determination of left/right asymmetry. The transcript is spliced from 26 exons. NCBI's taxonomy places the organism in Eukaryota, Metazoa, Chordata, Mammalia, Artiodactyla, Suidae. The coding region runs from base 935 to 3931 and encodes 998 amino acids. Gene Ontology annotation, cellular component: centrosome; ciliary basal body. The record is from RefSeq and is a predicted model, not a curated record.
AGAGCAACCGGAGUCGGACCUGGGCAGUGCAGCCGAGGUGGCCUGUCCCCCUUGUCGUCGACCGUCUCUGUUUCCUCAUUACACCUGGACGGGGCGACUCGGAGCUCCCGGGCGUCCUUCGUGUGGCCGCGAGGGACCUGGUGAACGGAGGUAAUUGACCAAACAGCACUGACAUGUCACACUAGGAGGAACCAAACCUGACUGGAUAGCUUUGGCCUUCAACGUGACAAGUAACUGAUGGGAGAGCUCUUCACGCAGCAGCAAAAGGAGGCUGUUCCCAUGACUGGGCUGGACGAAGGCUGCUAGUUGCCCUGGAAUCACUCACACAGGGGCCCUCCCAGCAUCUCCAGGGCCUCGAGGAGCGGGGGUCGCUGCAGAGCUGGCACUGGCCUAACCGGGAGCUGAGGCUUCGAAGAGGCUAGAACCGAGGAUGUUUCCGCACGUGUGGCCGAGGCGACGCUGCUCUUCACCGAGAAAGGGAGGAGGAAAGGGAAGGAAGAGGGAGGAGAAGGGACAGGCCGAGUUUGAAAAUGCGGUGGAGCCAGAACAGCCGCCCCUCCCCAAGGGGCCCACACCCUGAACCCGGGAGCCUGUGCGGGCUGCUUUACCGGGCAAAGGGCUCAGGCCGCUCAGCAGCAGCCGGGCCGGCGGGCGGGGCGGAGCCGGGCCGGCGGGGCGGGGCCCCGGGGCCUCCGCUGGGGCCUUAAAGGGAAAGAGGGCGGGCCCGCCCCGCGCGGGGCGGGGCUGUGGGAGGCGGCCCAGGGAGGGACGGCGAGGCCGGCUGCAAAGACGGAGGAAGAAGCCGCGAGCCAAGGAACGCGGGAGCUUCGAGAAGCUGGAGAGGGCGAGAACACCCGUUCUCCUCAAGCGCCUCCGGAAAGGAUUGCAGCCCAGUGAGACUCGGGUUGGACCUCUACGCUACAGGACGCCCACCAUGCCCCCCAAAUCUGACGUGUUGAGUCAAGAUGAACUUCGCAAAAAGCUGUACCAGACAUUUAAGGAUCGGGGUAUACUGGACACACUCAAGACACAACUCAGAAACCACCUCAUUCACGAGCUGAUGCACCCUGUGUUGAGUGGCCAGCUGCAGCCCCCGUCCAUCGCAGUGGAAGGGAGCGCCCUCUUAAUAGGCGCUUCCAACUCUCUUGUAGCAGAUCACCUCCAGAGAUGUGGCUAUGAGUAUUCACUUUCUGUCUUCUUUCCGGAAAGUGGUUUGGCUCAAGAGAAGGUAUUUACUAUGCAGGAUCUAUUACAGCUCAUUAAAAUCAACCCAGAAUCCAGUCUCUACAAAUCACUGAUUUCAGGAUUUGAUAAAGGAAACCAAAAAGGUUUUCUUAUGCAGUUCCUAAAAGAGAUGGCAGAGUAUCAUCAGACUAAGGCGAGUUGCAACACGGAAACUCAGACAGAUUCAGCACUUCCCAUCAAAGACUCUCUCGCUGAGAAGCUGCAGCUUAUUGAUGAUGAGUUUGCAGGUGCUCACCCUCAGCACCCAAAGUUAGAAUCUUUAGAAGUCAAGUUAAAUGAAUAUAAGAGAGAACUAGAACAGCAGCUCCGGGCAGAAAUGUGUGAAAAGUUGAAACAUUUUAAAGAAACUGAAAUAGCAAAAAUUAAAAUGGAAGAGAAAAGAAAAUGUGAGAAGGAAUUGACUGAUUUCCGGAAUGAACUUGAGAGAACCUGUCAAGCAAAAUCUGAAGCCCUCAUUUCUCGGGAAAAGAUGACCCUUGAGAGAAUUCAGAAGCAUCAGGAGAAUGAAACGAAAGAAAUUUAUGCUCAAAGACAGCUACUGCUAAAAGAUAUAGAUUUGCUGAGAGGCAGAGAAGCAGAGCUGAAGCAAAGAAUUGAAGCUUUUGAAUUGGCCCAAAGGCUACAAGAAGAGAAAAAUAAAAGUGUGAUCGAUGGGCUUAGGAGGCGGGAGCUGAACAUCCAGAGUAUGGAGGAGACCUAUGAUCAAAAGCUCAAGAACGAACUGCUAAAGUAUCAGCUGGAACUGAAGGAGGACUACAUCACUAGAACUAACAGGCUGAUUGAAGAUGAAAGGAGGAAUAAAGAAAAAGCUAUCCAUCUGCAAGAGGAGCUCACAGCCUUUAAUUUUAAAAAGGAAGAAUUCGAUCGUUCUAUAAAUCGUGUGAAAGAGCUUGAGCUCGAGUUAGAGUCCGUCAAAGCCCAGUGUUCGGCACUAACAAAGCAAAACCACAUACUGAGCGACAAGGUUGAAGAGAUGGGUGACUAUUCACGACUAAAAGAAGGGAAACUGGAGCUGCAGACGCAGAAUAAACUGCUUAAACAACAAGUGGAAGAGAUGAAAAAUGAAAACUUGCGUCUCCUCAGCCGCAUAACUGAGCCAUCUCCUGAGCUGGUGAUUUUCCAGAAAGAAUUAAAGAAAGCAGAAAAUGCUAUCGUGCUUGAGCAUAAGGAGUUUGAAACCCACAAGCAAGCUCUUCAAAAACAGCUGCAAAGCGAAAUUGAGCAUUCCGCCCAGCUGAAGGCCCAGAUACUGGAUUACGAUGCUUCUGUCAAGAGGUUAACUAUGCAGGUUACUGACUUAAAGUUGCAGCUUAAACAAACUGAGACAGCCUUGGAGAAUGAAGUGUACCGCAACCCAAAGCCAUCUCUGCUCAGUCGCUCCGUCAGCAGGUUAAUGGGCGGCAAGAUGGGGCCCCUGGAUGGUGACAUAAGCGGGGAUUUCUUGAAAAACCCUCUGAGACAGGACGAGCUGCUGGCAGGCACAGUUACACCUUGGAUCCCAAGUUACCCCAGUGCAAGCCCAGAGGGCAGUUCCCCUGAUUCUGACCUGGAAUUUGUAGCUAGCACCAAGGCUCGGGUGAGAGAGCUGGAGCAAGAGGCCGAGCGCUUGGAAAAAGCUUUCCAGAACUAUCAUCAAAGGGUCAGUCAGUGCCCCGCCAAGAGCCCACUGGAAGCCAGGAGCCCACCCCUGCUGCACCUGCUGGGGAAUCUCAAGAACAUCUUUCCAAGUGCCCCCGACAGGGGUGUUUUUCCCAAGGACCGAGCCGCCUCUCAGCAGCCUCAGAUGAGCGAGCGGCGAAAGGACAAGAGCGAGGUGUCCGAGGUGACCAGCAGCGCGGCCUGCAGGUCACGCAAGGCUGAGGCCUCCAGACGCCUCUCCUCCACUCCCGUCCCCAGAGCGAGGAGAAGCCUUGAUGGUGAGAUGUUCCUGGAAGGUUUGGGCUUGUCCCGUGCCGACAGAACGCCGCAGCCUUCACCUGCUGAGUCCUGGCACAGCCUCUCCGUGCACUCACGUUCCAGCCCAGCAGAGCUGAAGACCAGUCUUUAUCAAAGACAAAUGGAACUUGAGAAAAACCAAUUUGCAAAUUCGGACAAGCCAGCUUUUAAGGAUAAUGAGGAAUUUGAACCAUCAUUUGAAUAUGCGGGGAACACGCCCAGGCAGUUUGAGAUGGACGGCCUCCUUCCCGCUGGCGACAUGCCUCACAUGGACGGUGCCGCAGCCGCUCUGCCCACCAGGGCUGUCUCCUGUCACUACCCCCGCGUUGAUCCAAAACCACUUGGAGAACAGAAGGAUGAAGAGGAAAUAUGGGAACAACAAGCAAGAGAACUAAGGCAGAGAGGGGAGGGGAGGCAUAUCGAGCAGCAAGAAGCUUUGGAAAGGGGGCGGCGAGAACUCGAAAAGCUGGAUCAGGAAAGGAGGCUAAUUGAAGAAUCAUUGAAGAUGGAAAUGGAAAAAGAAUUCGAAAUGAGUCCUCAGGAAAUGAAAGACAAAUCUAAAUCUAUUUGUGGUGAAAAUCCUUUAGAGAAAUACAUGAAAAUCCUCCAACAGAGUAAAGACCAGGACUCAGCAGAUAAGAGUUCAAAAAAGAUGGCCAGAGAGGGCUCACAAGUGGACACAUUGCCAUCUAGUGACAAAGACGAAAGUUUCACAGGCUUUUCUCCUGAAGAACCAGAUGACUCUUGGUAACUGCUUGGUGCCCAGCUGCUUAACUAAGAUAUUGGAACGAAAGGCCUGUGAGUUCACUGUAAUGAGACAUAAUUCUCAAUAAAAAUUCACGUGCAA